Molecule: messenger RNA, 1218 nt
Organism: Uloborus diversus
Lineage: Eukaryota; Metazoa; Arthropoda; Arachnida; Araneae; Uloboridae
Gene: Mcad
Product: medium-chain specific acyl-CoA dehydrogenase, mitochondrial-like
Exons: 10
Coding region: 1-1074 (357 amino acids)
Biological process (GO): fatty acid beta-oxidation; medium-chain fatty acid catabolic process
Cellular component (GO): mitochondrion
Molecular function (GO): medium-chain fatty acyl-CoA dehydrogenase activity; flavin adenine dinucleotide binding
Source: RefSeq, a predicted model, not a curated record
AUGUUGCAUCGUCAGUAUCCCACAGAGAUAAUCAAAAAGGCAUGGGAUCUUGGUCUUGUCAAUGCAACAGUCCCACAAAAAUAUGGUGGCACUGGUGUGACACUAUUUGAAGGUUGCUUAGUUGCAGAGGAGUUAGCUUAUGCAUGCACUGGUAUUACAACUGCCAUUGUAGCAAAUGAACUUGCACAAGCACCGGUAAUAUUAGCUGGUAAUGAGGAACAAAAGACUGAAUAUUUAGGUCGAGUUACGAAGGAGCCGUUAAUGUGUGCAUACUGUGUUACUGAACCUGGCACUGGAUCUGAUGUUGCCAAUAUUACAACUAGGGCUGAAAAGAAAGGCGACAAAUAUGUAAUCAAUGGUCAGAAAAUGUGGAUUACAAAUGGUGGUGUUGCAAACUGGUAUUUUGUUCUUGCUCGAACAAAUCCUGACCCUAAAUGUCCUGCAAGCAAAGCUUUGACGGGCUUCAUUGUAGAUGCCGACACUAAAGGUGUAACCAAAGGCAGAAAGGAGUGGAAUAUGGGUCAACGUGCAUCAAACACAACAGGAGUCACAUUCGAAGAUGUUGAAGUUCCUAUUCAAAAUGUCUUGGGUGCCGAAGGUGCUGGUUUCAAAAUUGCCAUGGGAGCUUUCGACAAAACUAGGCCACCCGUUGCAUCAUCUGCUUGUGGUCUAUCACAAAGGGCAUUAGAUGAAGCUACAAAAUAUGCCUUUGAAAGAAAAACAUUUGGUCGCCCUAUAGCUGAGCACCAAGCUGUACAGUUUUUGCUUGCAGAAAUGGCAAUAGGAAUAGAAGUUUCCAGAAUGGCUUGGAUGAAAGCUGCAUGGCAGACUGAUAAUGGCGAGCGCAAUACAUACUUUGCUUCCAUUGCCAAAGCUCUUGCAGGUGACGUUGCCAACAAAUGUGCUGCAGAUGCUGUUCAGAUCUUUGGUGGAAAUGGCUUUAAUAGUGAAUACCCUGUAGAAAAGUUAAUGAGAGAUGCUAAGAUAUUUCAGAUUUAUGAAGGUACUGCUCAAAUACAAAGAGUCAUUAUUGCUAGAGAACAUUUUAAUAUGUUUAAGCAGUUCAAUGCUUGAAAGUGUUAAAUGUUGUAUUAUUGUGUACUAACUAUUGUUGCUGAUGUUUUUAAUCUACAAACACAUGUUGAGAUGGUUGUUUAAUCUGCUAUAUAUAAUUCUACAAUGCUGUAAUUGUGCCUUAAUAAAUCUUUUUUAAUCUAA